AGUUCACGAGUGGACGCGUUUGAGGACAGGCGCACGCGAGGUUGUUCUUUUUCCUCUCGCCAAAUUCGAAGGCCAACGCCAUAGCAGAACUGCCCCUUGCUUUCGGGCGAAACAACUACACUCAGACAGGCACACACACAGUAUGCCAGCGGAUACAGAGCAGCAGAAGAAGAACAACGGGAAGGCCCCCGUCGACGAGUCGGCGCUUCCAAAAUGGAAAUCCUACGGUCCCGACGGCCAGGUCUACAUUACCGAAGGGGCGGCCAAGAUCGAGUUUCCGUCAGACAACUCCGUUUUCUACAACCCGGUGCAGGAAUUCAAUAGGGAUAUGGUGGGUUGGAAGAGGAGAGCGCAGCGAAGAGCGGGUUUAGGAGUGCGAGAACCGCUGAGCGUUUGAGGUGGUCACACAGUCUACGGCAGCCAUCACGACUUGGAGCAAGUUGUUUUUUGUGGAGCAGGCGGCGGCGAGCGAGAAGAAGCCGA
Molecule: messenger RNA, 483 nt
Organism: Fimicolochytrium jonesii
Lineage: Eukaryota; Fungi; Chytridiomycota; Chytridiomycetes; Spizellomycetales; Powellomycetaceae
Exons: 2
Coding region: 143-397 (84 amino acids)
Biological process (GO): tRNA processing
Molecular function (GO): RNA binding
Source: RefSeq, a predicted model, not a curated record